This is a messenger RNA of Cynocephalus volans (Philippine flying lemur), 727 nucleotides long. It is a transcript of the gene CYSRT1, whose product is annotated as cysteine rich tail 1. The record is from RefSeq and is a predicted model, not a curated record. Lineage: Eukaryota; Metazoa; Chordata; Mammalia; Dermoptera; Cynocephalidae. Bases 54 to 479 code for a protein of 141 amino acids. The transcript is spliced from 2 exons.
AGCCCGGAGGACCCAGCGGACAGACUGCCACUGCUGCCACUGCAGGCUGGGCCAUGGACCCCCACGAGAUGGUCGUCAAGAACCCCUACACCCACAUCAGCAUCCCCAGGGCUCACCUGCGGCCUGACCUGGGGCAGCAGUUAGAGGUGGUCCCCUCCUUCUCCUCCUCGUCCUCAGAGAUGCAGCCUCUGCCCGUGGGGCCCUGCGCCCCUGAGCCAGCCCACCUCCUGCAGCCCACCGAAGUCCCAGAAUCCAAGGGUGCCAAGGGCGCUGUCCCCCUCCACAGCCAGCAGGCCUGGCAACAGCCCGGCAACCCCUACAGCAGCGGGCAGCGCCCGACAGGACUGACCUACACUGGCCGGCCGCCCGUGGGGCGUGGGGAUGACAUUGCCCACCACUGCUGCUGCUGCCCCUGCUGCUCCUGCUGCCACUGUCCCCGCUUCUGCCGCUGCCACAGCUGCUGCUGCGUCAUCUCCUAGCCUACCCACCACCCUGCCAGGGCUGUGGACCAGGCCUCUGCUGCGGUGGCCAAGGUAGUGCCCGGAUGUUUGGAGUGGCCACUGUCAGGGCAUUGGCCACUUUCUGCCCUGGACAGUGGCACCUACCCACCAGGAAGGCUGCUGGCUCACCCUGGGCCCCCUGACUUGGAGCCCCAGGUACUGGCCAUGAUGGGACAUGCUUGACCACCUCCUUCAAAACCCAGGCAAUAAAGCAGGGUGAGCUUUGU